CGUACAGACCGUUCAACAUAUCUUCCAGCUUGCGUUGCAUUUAUGUUUAUCUUUACUUCGAUGUUCGUUUUAUGUCUCAGUAUAUUUAAUUUUUUGCUCUCUCAGCGAGCGACCGAGCGAUCUUCAGAAAGCUUUAUGCAUCUUUAAAGUAAAUGACUCGGCAAACUAGCGACUCUGUCGUCGGAAACUCGACGCUUUUAAGCUGAGGAGAAAAAAAAGCCCAGAGACUAAUCGCUUUUUUACAUGUCACAUUUUCUUUCUAAGUCUAUAAUUCAGCAAAUUGGCGAGCAUCUAAUUUCGAUUUCAUUCGCCAUUUCUGCGAAGUACGGGUAAUUACGAUUGAUCGAGAAUUUAUUAUCGUAUCUCCCUUUUUUCUGCCGUUUCAAUUUUUUGCUCUAUUCCAUGUUAUUAUGCCGAGGAGAUUUACACGGCUCAGAUGUGAUAGCCUCUCUCAACAGAGAAACAUGCUGGAGUUAGGCAAAGGUACGAUAGGACGCGCGAGCACCAUCAGCGAGUCGGUCGAAGUGGGUCUACGUUUUAUCGGAAUGUGGCCGCAUUGCGUAUACGCGAAUGUCAACUGGUGGACUUAUAUCGUGUCGGUGGCGAUAGUGCAAUACUUUCAAUAUUCGUACGUCUUCGCGCACUUCGACGUUAGUAAGCUCUCGGUUUUAGUAGAUGGUCUAAGCAUCACUUUGGGCUACAGCCUGUCGUUCCUCAAACUGAUCAAUCUCUGGUUCAAUCGUCGAAAGUUAUACGUCAUUCUGGAUACAAUGGACAAAGAUUGGAGCGACGGGAUCGCCAUUCAGUCGGACGUAUCCACGAUGAUUAGAUACGCCAACUUGUCUCGUCAGUGCUCCAAUGUGAUGAUCACGACAAAUGCAUUAUCCGUGUUCUUCUACGUGAUCGGCGGUCCGAUUCUUCGGUCAAUGAUUCAAAAGAAUGAUCGCGAAAGUUCAACUCGCGAGCUGCCCAUCAAGAUGGAGUUUCCUUUUAAGAUUGACCACUCUCCGAUUUUUGAGCUAGUAUUGGUAGCUCAAUUCUUUCAUGAUUUGUCGGUAGCUUGUAUCAUCGCUAUGUUGAAUGCUUUGCUCGUUACACUGGUGCUACACGUAAGUGGUCAAAUUGAUAUUAUGCGACAAAGCUUCGUGGAAAUUGCUUCUAAGAAACAUACGAGAUCUUCUCUGCCUAUUCUUAAAGAUUUAAUUAACAGACAUCAGAAGAUCAUCGAGUUAUCAGAUAAUAUUGAAGACCUUUUCUCAAACAUCGCAUUAUUGCAGUUUAUCUGGAAUACUUUGGUCAUCUGUUGCAUUGGCUUUGUGAUCGUAAUAUCAAUCGGCACGGAAGAAGGCGCUACAAUGAUAACAAAAUCUCUCAUCUUUUAUGUCGCGAUAACUCUCGAGGCAUUCGUCUUUUGCUACGCCGGAGAAUACCUCAGCGCUAAGAGUAAAUCCAUCGGCGACGCUGCGUACGAGUGCCUCUGGUACGAUCUGACACCCAGCGAGUGUCGGGUCUUGCUGUUCCUCAUGCUGAGGUCGCAAAAACGAUUAACCAUCACCGCGGGAAAGAUAACUGAUCUGUCCUUGGAAGGUUUCACGACCGUGAGUUUACUAAAGUCAUCCAGCAAUCUUCGUCGUCUAAACAAUAAGGGCUGAAACAAAAAUUAACACGCUUAAUUGCUCCAGAUUAUGAAAUCGUCCGCGUCUUACAUAUCCGUGUUGAGUGCACUGUAUUGAAGAGAAACGAUAAGUUGGGUAUAGGUAAGUCCUCUAGGAUACAACACUAAUGUAAAUUAACUUUCACGGCAAUAACAAACACUAUAUAUAUUUUUUUUUAAAGGCGUGCAAUGACUUCUAUGUAAUGCAGGGAUAGUUUUAACUAAACGUUCAAUUCCGUUGAACGGAAUGUUGAUACAUAUACCAUACAUAAGUUAGAGAUCUCUAAUUUUUGAAUAAUAUUAUUUAAAGUCUUACUGUGAAGUGAUGUUACUUAUAUAAUGUUAUUACUGAGAAUAA
This is a messenger RNA of Solenopsis invicta (red fire ant), 2012 nucleotides long. Its product is annotated as odorant receptor 85b. The record is from RefSeq and is a predicted model, not a curated record. Gene Ontology annotation, cellular component: plasma membrane. Gene Ontology annotation, molecular function: olfactory receptor activity; odorant binding. The transcript is spliced from 5 exons. Bases 411 to 1652 code for a protein of 413 amino acids. NCBI's taxonomy places the organism in Eukaryota, Metazoa, Arthropoda, Insecta, Hymenoptera, Formicidae. Gene Ontology annotation, biological process: sensory perception of smell; detection of chemical stimulus involved in sensory perception of smell.